Molecule: messenger RNA, 407 nt
Organism: Anolis sagrei ordinatus
Lineage: Eukaryota; Metazoa; Chordata; Lepidosauria; Squamata; Anolidae
Source: RefSeq, a predicted model, not a curated record
AUGUUUGAAAACCCCCCUCUUCUUGCUGAUAUAAAUAUCAGGGGAAAUUUUGCACAGAAACGGGCAAAGCAGACUUUUUCUCGUCUGGAGACACAUCUUAUAGUGAAGGCUUCCUCAGCAGCAAAACCCCAAGAUGAAAAACCAAAUGUUUGCACUGACCUUUAUGAUGGCAAAAAGCAUCCAAUUGGAUCCCACUGGAAUACAGCACACUGCAAAGAAUGCUGGUGUUCAGAUGACGGGAUGCAAUGUUGUGACAGGUUUGGUGGCAUUGCAGUUAUGGAAGGAUGCAUAUCGGUGGUUGAUCCUGAAACCUGUAAAUAUAAGUUCUACAAAGAAGAUGACCCUUCAACUCUUUGUACUUUUUAAAACAUGACGAGUCCUUUAGUCAUGAAUGAAUAAACUGAUGA